This is a messenger RNA of Striga hermonthica, 2358 nucleotides long. NCBI's taxonomy places the organism in Eukaryota, Viridiplantae, Streptophyta, Magnoliopsida, Lamiales, Orobanchaceae. The record is from the annotation of a GenBank genome assembly.
AUGGCGGCUGUAUCGACUGAAUCGAUGAUGAAUUUGUCGUCCAACGCUGUCUGCAACUUCAGUGGUUCUUCGAGAAGACCUUUGGCCGCGGCCUCUCAGUCUCCACGACGCCGUAAGUGGAGUUAUUCUUCUCAGAGGGUUCGAGCUCUAUCUUCCUCUUUUCUCGGGAGCCUGAGGCUCUGUUCUACUGCUGCGAGGCUCUCAGCUCUGCAAAACAAACAGCAAAGAAUGAAAUUUUCUGUCUGUGCAAUGGCUGCUGGCGAGAAGAGAUCGGUUCCACUGCAAGACUAUCGCAACAUUGGCAUCAUGGCCCACAUAGACGCGGGCAAGACCACAACCACCGAGCGGAUCCUUUACUACACGGGCCGCAACUACAAAAUUGGUGAGGUCCAUGAAGGCACUGCCACCAUGGACUGGAUGGAGCAGGAGCAAGAAAGGGGUAUCACGAUAACCUCUGCCGCCACCACCACUUUCUGGAACGAGCACCGGAUCAACAUCAUCGACACUCCCGGCCACGUCGACUUCACGCUCGAAGUCGAGCGUGCGCUUCGUGUCCUUGACGGGGCCAUCUGCUUGUUCGACAGUGUGGCUGGAGUCGAGCCCCAGUCCGAGACUGUCUGGAGGCAGGCUGAUAAAUACGGUGUCCCACGAAUAUGUUUCGUCAACAAGAUGGACAGGCUAGGUGCAAAUUUCUACCGGACGAGGGACAUGAUCAUCACGAACCUCGGCGCGAAGCCACUCGUGCUUCAACUCCCGAUUGGUGCGGAAGACACUUUCAAAGGGGUUGUCGAUCUUAUCGGAAUGCGGGCGAUUAUUUGGUCCGGGGAGGAAUUGGGGGCGAAAUUCUCGUACGAAGAGAUCCCUUCGGAUCUUGUUGAGCUGGCUCAGGAGUAUCGGGCCCAGAUGAUCGAGACAGUAGUCGAACUGGAUGAUGCGGCCAUGGAGGGUUAUCUUGAAGGGAUCGAGCCGGACGAGGGUAUGGUGAAGAAAUUGAUCAGGCAAGGCACGCUCUCGGCUAGCUUUGUUCCGGUUUUAUGCGGAUCGGCUUUCAAGAAUAAAGGGGUUCAGCCACUUUUGGAUGCUGUUGUGGAUUUCUUGCCCUCCCCCAUUGAUUUACCGCCUAUGAAGGGAACAGACCCGGAGGAUCCCGAGUUGGUGAUCGAGAGGGCAGCGAGUGAUGACGAGCCUUUUGCUGGUUUGGCUUUCAAGAUUAUGAGUGAUCCUUUCGUGGGGUCUCUUACGUUCGUCCGGGUUUACUCGGGGAAGCUUGAUGCCUCGUCAUAUGUGCUGAACGCGAAUAAAGGGAAGAAGGAGAGGAUUGGGAGACUCCUUGAAAUGCAUGCGAACAGUAGGGAGGAUAUUAAGGCGGCAUUGACCGGUGAUAUUGUUGCACUUGCAGGGUUAAAAGAUACAAUUACGGGAGAAACAUUGUGUGAUCCUGAUAAUGCUAUUGUUCUCGAGCGGAUGGACUUCCCGGACCCUGUGAUUAAGGUUGCAAUCGAGCCGAAGACUAAGGCCGAUAUCGAUAAGAUGGCAGCUGGGUUGCUUAAGUUAGCUCAAGAAGACCCGUCUUUCCACUUUUCGAGAGAUGAAGAGACCAAUCAAACGGUUAUCGAAGGAAUGGGAGAGUUGCACCUCGAGAUUAUUGUUGAUAGGCUUAAGAGGGAAUAUAAGGUGGAGGCGAAUGUGGGAGCACCCCAAGUGAAUUAUCGGGAGAGCAUUUCCCGGGUCACAGAAGUCACGUACGUCCACAAGAAACAGUCGGGAGGCGCUGGUCAAUUCGCUGAGGUCAGCAUCAGGUUCGAGCCUCUCGAGGGCGGAACUGGGUACGAGUUCAAAAGCGAGAUUAAAGGAGGAGUUGUACCGAAAGAGUACAUUCCAGGUGUCAUGAAAGGAUUGGAAGAAUGCAUGUCCAACGGUGUGCUGGCGGGUUUCCCUGUUGUCGGAGUUCGUGCAGUCUUGGUCGAUGGGUCGUAUCACGAUGUCGACUCUAGUGUGCUGGCCUUCCAGCUGGCGGCCAGAGGUGCAUUCAGGGAAGGGAUGAGAAAGGCGGGCCCACAGAUGCUCGAGCCGAUUAUGAAAGUUGAGGUUGUCACGCCAGAAGAGCAUUUAGGGGAUGUUAUUGGCGAUCUCAACUCGAGAAGAGGUCAGAUCGACAACUUUGGAGAUAAACCCGGUGGAUUGAAGGUGGUUGAUGCAUUGGUGCCUUUAGCCGAGAUGUUUCAGUAUGUGAGCACACUUAGAGGAACAACAAAAGGGCGAGCUUCCUAUACCAUGCAGUUGGCCAGAUUCGAUGUUGUUCCUCUACAUAUUCAGAACCAGCUGGCGGCAAAAGGGGAGGCUGUUGCUGCUGCUUGA